AUGGCUCUCUCCAAACCCCCAUUCAUGGCUUUCCUCUUCCUCUCCAUGCUUGUGCUCCAAUUGGUCGAUUCGCGAUCUACGGUCGACGAUAAUUUGGUGACAAGCAGUAUUGGGAGAUCUCUUCUUCAGGCACCUAAAAUAGAUUGCGGGGCGGCGUGCGCGACGCGGUGCAGCAGGAACUGGAAGAACAAGAUGUGCAGGAAGAUGUGCGGCAUCUGCUGCUCCAAGUGCAGCUGCGUGCCGCCAGGCACCAGCCAGGACACCCGUGGCCUCUGCCCCUGCUACGACGCCAUGCGCAACCCCGCCGGCCACCCCAAGUGCCCUUAA
Molecule: messenger RNA, 327 nt
Organism: Ananas comosus (pineapple)
Lineage: Eukaryota; Viridiplantae; Streptophyta; Magnoliopsida; Poales; Bromeliaceae
Product: peamaclein-like
Exons: 3
Coding region: 1-327 (108 amino acids)
Source: RefSeq, a predicted model, not a curated record